AUGCUAUACGAAUUUCGGAAAGGCGUUAGUGUUGAGACUGCACAAAAAAACAUUCAGAGCGUUUAUUUGGACCGUGCUCCUGCUCUCCGGACAGUUAAAAAGUGGUUUGGCAGAUUCCGAAAUGGUGAUUUCAACUUGGAAGAUCAACUCCGCUCUGGACGGCCUUCUGGCAUUGAUGACGACAUUGUGUGUGCCUUAGUAAAAGAAAACCCAAGGAUUACAACUGAAGAGAUUGCUGAGAGGCUAAAAAUCGAUAAUUCGACCGCGUUUCGCCAUUUAAAAAAACUUGGAUACGUUUCCAAGCUCGAUACGUGGGUGCCGCAUCUCUUGACUGAAAGGAAUAAGCUGAACCGCAUGAAUGUGGCCAUUUCUCUCCUCGCACGUAACAAAAAAGAGCCUUUUUUGGAUCGAAUGAUAACAGGCGAUGAGAAGUGGAUUCUGUACAACAACGUACAGCGAAAGAAGACCUGGAAAAAAGCAGGUGAAGGUGCAGAACCCGUCGCAAAAGCUGGCCUGUAUCCAAUGAAGGUGUUGCUGUGUGUUUGGUGGGAUUGCAGGGGAAUUAUUCACUUCGAGCUACUCCGACGCGGCGAAACAAUCACGGUGGACAAGUACUGUGAGCAACUCACUAGACUCGAUGCGGCUAUUCGAGAAAAACGUCCGGUUUUGGUCAAUCGGAAAGGCAUCAUCUUCCACCACGACAAUGCUAGACCGCACGUCGCCCAACAGACGCUGCGAAAACUGCAGGAGUUGCAAUGGGAAAUUCUCCAGCACCUACCAUAUUCUCCAGAUAUUGCGCCUUCACAUUUUCAUCUGUUCCGGUCUUUGCAGAAUAGUUUGAAUGGCGAAAAUCUUAAGUCCGAGGAAACUGUCGAAAAUCACCUCACGAAUUUUUUUCAAGGAAAACCAAGCUCUUUCUUCAAAAAUGGAAUCAACAAGUUUGUAGAUCGUUGGAAAACAAUUGUAGAGAAGGAUGGAGACUAUAUAAUUGAUUAA
Ooceraea biroi (clonal raider ant) is the source of this 996-nucleotide messenger RNA. Its product is annotated as histone-lysine N-methyltransferase SETMAR-like. Gene Ontology annotation, cellular component: nucleus; site of double-strand break; condensed chromosome. NCBI's taxonomy places the organism in Eukaryota, Metazoa, Arthropoda, Insecta, Hymenoptera, Formicidae. The record is from RefSeq and is a predicted model, not a curated record. Gene Ontology annotation, molecular function: histone H3K4 methyltransferase activity; DNA topoisomerase binding; single-stranded DNA binding. Gene Ontology annotation, biological process: replication fork processing; DNA double-strand break processing; double-strand break repair via nonhomologous end joining.